CCAUCUUGAAUUAUUGAGCAAUUUUCUGUGUUUGGUAACUCUCAUCUCUAGUGUUUUAUUUUUGUUCCAGUAAGGCAAAAGAAGCAAUCUGCAGCGAGCAGUAGUACGUACCUACGACGAAUCAUUGAGCAAGUCCAUUAUUGCACAUUGAAAAGAAAAGCAUACUGAAACUGAACAGAUAUUUGUACUACAUCACUGCAAUAUGGGCAGUAAUACACUCUCCACUCAAAUUGAGGAAAAGCUUGCUAUCUCAACUUGAAUUGGUAAAUAGUGUCGUAUGUAUAAAGUGCAUGAGCUAUUAAGUGAUGUAAACAAGAAGGCUUACAAGCCUACGCUGCUUGCCAUCGGUCCUUACCACCAUGGCAAUGUUGGCCAGGGAUUUAUAGAAGAGCAUAAAUUGUGCUAUCUGCAACAAAUGCUUAUAAAAACAAAAGGAAGUGUAGAAGCAUACAUCACGACCUUAAGAGAAUUGGAAGAACCCGCUAGUAAAUGCUAUGUAGAAUGCAUUAGCCAGACCUCAGAUCAAUUUAUAUAAAUGAUGCUACUUGAUGGGUGUUUCAUUAUGGAACUGUUUCGCAAGUAUGAAAUCAACAAGAAAACAAGACAAGAGGAAUAUGACCCAAUCUUUCAAAUGGCAUGGAUGCUUUAUACAAUAGAUCAUGAUCUGUUGUUAUUUGAAAAUCAACUUUCAUUAUUCAUUCUUGCUAAAUUGUUCGGUAUGAGUGAGAAUAAUGGAUCCAGAACUCAUAUCGAUGUGAAAGAUGGAAUUAGUGUUGAAAGUUCUACCUCCACAGCUCAGGUAAUCCAAACACAACUUAAAGAUCUUGCCCUCAAUUUUUUCUCUGGCUUUCUACCAUUUAAAUGGAAUGACGAUGCAUCAGGUUAUAAUUCAACCAAAAAGAUUAAGCAUCUACUUUGUUCGGUGCAUGAAGCUCUCACCCCUUUGCUUCUAGAGAUGGUAUGUCAACGUUUAAAGGUCGGGUUCAGAUUCAAGAACACAGAGUUUGAGCAUCUCCUUGGUCUCAUACAUGCAACCAUUGGUAUUUCAUUACUUGAUACGGAAAUAGCUCAUGCGAGAGAAUGUCAAGAGGCAGAGAUAUUUAAGCGCCUAUUUGGUCUGAUUCGUGAAUGUAUCAUUCCAUUACUUGCAAAAAUGGAAAAUAUGAGGAAGGCAAUUUUUUACACCAGUGAAUUUCAGAAAUCUGGAUUCAUAGUCAAUAUGGAAGAGAUUGAAGAUUGGACAUCAAUUCCAUUUGGCUUAGAGUUUCAGAAGGCUGGAGUUGAAUUCAAUAUGGCAAAGAAAUUUAAGGAUGAUGGAGGUAAGAUUUCGAACUGGUUAACAAUACGUUAUGCCACUGAACUUCAAGAGGCUGGAAUUGAAUUUCACAAGGCAAAGAAAUUUCAAGAUCUACUCGAUCAUCGAAAUAGGAAUGAAGACCAGAACUCAAAACCGUGUGAAACAGGGACGCAAAUGGAUGGAGUUGAAUUAAAGGCAGUAGAGAAAUUGAAGCGUCUACUUUGUCUCAACAAGAUUGAAAACUGGAAGUCAGUACCUUACGGCAAAGAGCUUCACGAGGCUGGAGUCGAAUUCAACAAGGCAAAGAAAUUUAAGCGUCUACUUGCUCUUAGAGAAAUUGAAGCCAGGAACAUACAUGGUGCUACAGAGCUUGCAAAGGCAGGAAUCAAAUUCAAGGCAAAGAAAUCUGAUGUGUUUUCCAUAAAGUUCAACAAUGGGCUAAUGGAGAUUUCACCUUUGAGCAUAGAAGAUCAUACAGAGACUUACUUACGAAAUCUAAUUGCAUAUGAGCAAUAUUGUCAUCAAGAUAACGAUGUGAAUUACGUCUACAACUAUGUGCACUUCAUGGAUCGUCUCAUUAACACUCCAAAGGAUGUUGAGUUACUCCGCCGAAAAGGAAUUAUCCAUAAUAAUUUGGGUGAUGAUGAAGUUAUUUCCACCAUGGUUAAUAAGCUUGGUCACCAUGUCAGAUUUUCAACCAAUAUUUAUGCUAGAACUAUCAUGGAUGUGAACGUGCAUUGUCGUAGACGCUGUAAUGUAUGGAUGGCAAAUUUAAGGCACGAUUAUUUCAACAGUCCUUGGGCAUGGAUUUCAUUUCUGGCUGCUUUCUUAUUGCUUGCACUUACAGUCAUACAAACCAUAUUUUCCAUUAUUCAUUAAGUUUUUCGUGCAGUGUGUUAAUCUUGAUGUUUGUUCUCGUAGUGAAAUGUAAUAAAUA
Messenger RNA from Juglans microcarpa x Juglans regia, 2234 nucleotides. Its product is annotated as UPF0481 protein At3g47200-like. The transcript is spliced from 4 exons. The coding region runs from base 536 to 2176 and encodes 546 amino acids. The record is from RefSeq and is a predicted model, not a curated record. NCBI's taxonomy places the organism in Eukaryota, Viridiplantae, Streptophyta, Magnoliopsida, Fagales, Juglandaceae.